Messenger RNA from Kazachstania africana CBS 2517, 1008 nucleotides. RefSeq names its product sedoheptulose-7-phosphate:D-glyceraldehyde-3-phosphate transaldolase TAL1 (gene TAL1). The transcript has a single exon. Gene Ontology annotation, biological process: pentose-phosphate shunt, non-oxidative branch; carbohydrate metabolic process; pentose-phosphate shunt. The record is from RefSeq and is a predicted model, not a curated record. Bases 1 to 1008 code for a protein of 335 amino acids. Gene Ontology annotation, cellular component: cytoplasm; intracellular anatomical structure. NCBI's taxonomy places the organism in Eukaryota, Fungi, Ascomycota, Saccharomycetes, Saccharomycetales, Saccharomycetaceae. Gene Ontology annotation, molecular function: transaldolase activity.
AUGGCUGAACCAUCCACAAAGAAACAAAAGACAUCUGGAUCAUCUUUAGAACAAUUAAAAGCUUCAGGUACCGUCGUUGUUGCAGACACUGGUGAUUUCGAAUCAAUUGCUAAAUUUCAACCACAAGAUUCCACCACAAACCCAUCCUUAAUUUUAGCUGCUGCCAAGCAACCAGCUUAUGCUAAGUUAAUUGACGUUGCUGUUGAGUACGGUAAGCAAAACGGUAAGACUAAAGAUGAAAAAGUCGAAUUGGCUGUUGAUAGAUUAUUAGUCGAGUUCGGUAAAGAAAUUUUAAAGAUCGUCCCAGGUAGAGUCUCCACUGAAGUUGAUGCAAGAUUAUCCUUCGACAAGGAAGCUACUAUCGCCAAGGCUAUAGAAAUCAUUGAAUUAUACAAAGCUCAAGGAAUCUCAAAAGAAAGAAUCUUAAUCAAAAUCGCUUCCACUUGGGAAGGUAUCCAAGCCGCUAGAGAAUUAGAAGCUAAACAUGGUAUCCACUGUAAUUUAACUUUAUUAUUCUCCUUUGGUCAAGCUGUUGCCUGUGCUGAGGCCAACGUCACCUUAAUUUCCCCAUUUGUAGGAAGAAUUAUGGAUUGGUACAAGGCUAAAUCUGGUGAAACUUACACUGGUGAAACUGAUCCAGGUGUCAAAUCCGUCAGAAGAAUUUACAACUAUUACAAGAAACACGGUUACAACACUAUCGUCAUGGGUGCCUCUUUCAGAAAUGUCGAUGAAAUAAAAGCCUUAGCUGGUGUUGACUAUUUAACCAUCUCUCCAAAUUUAUUAGAAGAAUUAUUAAACAGCAACGAUGCCGUUCCAAAGGUCCUAAACCCAGCCCAAGCUAAGAAGGAUGGUGACGCUAAGAUCUCUUUCAUCAAUGACGAAUCUAAAUUCAGAUUCGACUUGAAUGAGGAUGCUAUGGCUACCGAAAAGUUAGCUGAAGGUAUCAGAAAAUUCUCUGCCGAUAUUGUCACUUUAAUCGAUAUGAUCGAAAAGAAAGUUACUGCUUAA